AUGGCACCGAUCGUUUUGUACAGUACGCGCCGUACACCGGCCGGCAGAGCCGUAGAACUGACGGCAAAAAUGAUCGGGAUAGAUCUGGAUGUGCAGUACAUCGAUCUGACCAAGAAGGAACAGCUGACGCCCGAAUUCCUCAAGAUGAAUCCGAUGCACACGGUACCCACCGUCAAUGAUAACGGUGUCCCACUGUACGACAGUCACGCCAUCAUUAUCUAUCUUGUGUCGAAGUACGCGAAAGAUGAUAGCCUCUAUCCGACGAAGGAUUUGGUCAAACAGGCCAACAUCAAUGCGCUGUUGCACUUCGAAUCGGGCGUCCUCUUCGCUCGUUUGCGGUGGAUUCUGGAGCCGGUAUUUUACUGGGGGCAGACGGAGGUAGCGCAGGAGAAGAUCGACUCAGUGCUGAAGGCGUAUGAGCUGCUGGAAGCAACACUUAAAACUGCCGGUACGGAUUAUCUGGUCGGUAGUGCUAUCACACUGGCGGACAUUUCCGUCAGUACUUCGCUCAGCACGCUCAACGCACUGUUCCCGGCCGAUGCCACCAAAUAUCCGACCGUUGUGGCCUACCUGAAGCGUCUCGAGCAAACUAUGCCGAACUACAAGGAGAUUAACACCGAUCGUGCUAAUGAAGCACUGCAGCUGUACAAUCAGAAACUCGGCAAAGUCUAA
Anopheles marshallii is the source of this 672-nucleotide messenger RNA. RefSeq names its product glutathione S-transferase 1-like. The transcript has 2 exons. The coding region runs from base 1 to 672 and encodes 223 amino acids. The record is from RefSeq and is a predicted model, not a curated record. Gene Ontology annotation, molecular function: glutathione transferase activity. Gene Ontology annotation, biological process: glutathione metabolic process. Lineage: Eukaryota; Metazoa; Arthropoda; Insecta; Diptera; Culicidae.